GAGGGAGGGGCACAGAGGGCGCUGGCACCUCUCUGAGGUUAGAUAAGCGCCCGCGGCCGGGCCAGCAAACAGCACCGUCCACCCCAGCGAGGACAUUGCUCCCCUCCACAGUGUGUGAGCGGCACGCCACACCGAGGCCGCUCUCUUUUUCGUGCGUGCGCGCUGAGGCCGCUGCGAUCAUCCCCCGAAGAUGGGACGCUCCACACGCGGCAGGGCAUCCGGCCCCCGCCGCUCCGACCCGGUCGUCGAGCCCACCGCCGCACCGCCGGAAGCUUUGGAGACGCCGCGCCCCGCCGGGCCUGCCUCACCUCCAAUCGAGGCCACCAGCGACAGCGACACUCUGCCGCUCUCCGACGUCGACUCCACACUGUCCGACGCAGACACCCCCACUUCUGACUCCGAGUCCGGGUCAGACUCGCCUGCCCCGCCACGCCAUAAGCGGCGGAGAGGAGACGCCCGACAUAGUCGCAAGACCAACCCGCCGCCGAGUCCUGGGCCGACGGUGGAUUUUCUUCGCGCAAGCAAGGCACCAUUAAAGUCCACACAACCGCCGCCACCGCGCCGUCUUAAGCUGCCCACGGUCGCCCCGGAUACUCUUCGCCGCCUCCGCAACCGCACAAAGGUUGUGGACAUCAACGACCUACUACACCCGCGCCCAUUUGGAGGUCGCGGCGGGACUGCACCAGCCCAGUCCUGCACAUCUACGGCCGACUACCUGCGCGGGCUCGCCAUCCUGGUCGCCUACCGCUCCUACUUUUUUCCGACGAUGGCCGUCCAAUGGGCCAUGUACGCGGUGUGGCUGCACGGUCACGCAGCCGGCCUCACCCUGUCGGCAAUGAGGGAGCUGGACGGCCAGGGACGGACGCACCUAGCACAGUACCCGCAGGACUACCACAGCCCGGCAGAGCUCACCGAAUGCGUGCAAGGGUUCCUGGCGUCCCGCCGCUCGCUCUCAGGCUUUCCGCUCGGUCCCGACACCGCCGGCCGCCGUCCGGCGCCGCGCCCCGCCCUCCCCGAGCCGUGCUUCCGCUGGAAUAACGGCCGGUGCUCUGCCGGCGCCUCAUGUCGACGCCCCCACACAUGCACCAGCUGCGGCGGCCCGCACCCAGCCCACGCCUGCCCCUCAGCCCAGGGAAACGCCCCGCGCCCGCUAAUGACACCCCUAGCGGGCCGCUACUAGCUCCAGGCCGCGCGGCAGCCACGGUGGGUAGCGCCCCCGCCUCAGUACCGGACCACCCUCAUCCGCCGGUCUCACCCCACAUGCUCGCACAGCUGUCCUCCCCACUCACCGACCCCGCCCUACUGCGCACGGUUACCGACCGGCUAUUACAUGGGGCGAACAUAGGCUACACCGGCCCACUCACCGGCUCACUUCGCCCAAACAACCGUUCGGCGAGCAUGUAUCCUAAA
This is a messenger RNA of Amphibalanus amphitrite, 1410 nucleotides long. RefSeq lists its product as uncharacterized. Lineage: Eukaryota; Metazoa; Arthropoda; Thecostraca; Balanomorpha; Balanidae. The coding region runs from base 191 to 1180 and encodes 329 amino acids. Gene Ontology annotation, molecular function: metal ion binding. The record is from RefSeq and is a predicted model, not a curated record. The transcript is spliced from 3 exons.